Molecule: messenger RNA, 5073 nt
Organism: Symbiodinium natans
Lineage: Eukaryota; Dinophyceae; Suessiales; Symbiodiniaceae
Source: the annotation of a GenBank genome assembly
AUGGCGGGGCCGCCCCCGCAGCCCGGGCUGCAGGCAGUUGGGGCGGCGCGAGCCCCCACGCCGGAGCCUGGAGGACAUGAGGUUGCAGACUCGCCGAGUGCGUGGGCGCAGCAAACCAUGGGGCGAAUGGCGCCACUGCCCCAGGAGGAGGAGGAGUCUCCGACCAGCACGGCUCACUUCCCGUUCGGUCCGCUGUCACGUGAUCCUUACGACACCUUCGUCAAGCAGCAGCUCAUGCUUCUGGAGGAUGAGCUGCGGUCCCUGGACAUGGAGGACAGCUUCGUGCAGGAGCAGCUUCGCUCUCUGGAGGCGCAGCUUCGAGCGCGCAAGCCGCAGACCCCGGGCGCGCAGGAGACGCUGGUAUCCGCUGGAGCUCCACCUCGCAGCCGCCUUGCCAGGUGGGAGGAUGAGAUGCUGCCGAAUGGCAAGCACACUGGGACUUACAGCGAUGUUCUGCAGACCCAGGCAGGUGCCAUGCAGAUGCACGAGCGACAGGUGGCACGCCAGCGGCAGCAGCUGGAAUACAGCUUGGCGGAGCUCUCCCGCAAUCCGCACGGCAUGAGCGAAGGAGAGGUCCUCCGAAGCAGGGCCUUGGAGCAGCGAGUGCAGCAACUGAUCGAGCGCCGCGAGCAGCGCGAGCGGCUCCGGAGCGGAACGCCACCGCGCGCGGCCGCACCGGAGGCAGCACCUCCUGUGGUGCGAGGACCAGGCAGCGGCGCCACGGCACCACCCGGGCCCACGGUGAGCUUCGUCCCCUUCGGCGGCCGCAGCCUUCCGCCAGAAGCAGGGGACGGUACCUUCGCUGCACCCGAAGCAAGCCGUUUCCACUUGGACCCGUCGGCUGUCAUGACAGCUCGCAACUGGAGCCCAGGGCAUUCGCGGCCCGAUGUGGCGCGAUUUGAUCUGGACCCCGUGACACAACGUGAUUGGGCGAGACCAGGUGCUGUGCCGCCUGACCGGAACUACACUCCCAACUACGUACGCCCCGCGCUUGUACCGGUACCAGGCGCCCUGCCGGGCCCCAUGAGCCAGGACGCCAGCCCGGUGCACGACACAGCGCCCACCCUGUAUGAUCCGACCAGUCCCCAUGCAGCCAGUUCGGGACAGCGAUCGCAGCCCUCUUGGCGCAGCCGCUCAGCCAGCCCUGGGCCCGCCCUUGUCGCGGAUGCCUUUGGGGAUCACGACCAAGUGGAGGAGGAGGAUCCGGUCUCCCUCAUGGAGCAAAGCCGCAAGGCGGCAGAGGAUGCACUUUACCAGAAUGAAGCAGGCCGCAAGAAGGCAGAGCGUGAGCGCCAGAAAACGGCGGAGGAGCGGAAAAAGGCGGAGUUGGCCAUGCAGCGGGCCGAGGAGGAGCGCUUGCGGGCAGAACAGGAGUUUGCCGAGGCAGAGCAGACGAGGCGCGAGGAGGCAAAGCAGAGGCAGCGCGACAAGCGCGGGGCAGCCAUGCGGAAGCAGCAGGAUUCGGAGAAGAAGCGACGGGAAGAAGAGGAGGACAUGCGGAGGAUGCAAGAGGAGAUGGACGUGCAAGCGCGCGAGGAAAGAGAGGCAGCAGAGAGGGAGCGGGCGGAAAGAGAACGCGCGAUGGCUGAAGAAGCCGACCGUCUCAUGAAGGGGAAGGCGGAUCCCAAGUUGAACCCGCGGCGCUUCUUCGCCAACAAUGCAAAGCUGGAUGGUAAAGCCCGCAAAGAGGAAGUGGAGAAGUGCCGUGAGCUGAUGCAGCGGCUCAUGGCCACAGAGGCGGCGCGCUUCCUCCAGGCAGUGUGGAGGGGCCGCGGUCCUCGCAGAGUUCUCAAAGCCUUGAAAGAUAUCGAGCGCGCAAAGCUCGAGGCCACCAAGCAGCGCCUCGCUGAGGCGGCAGAGAAGAUCGCCAGGAACAAGGAGCGCGAGCGGCUUGCUGCAAGGCUCAAGGAGAUCUCCGCCACAGAAGCCAUACUUCGAGAUGUGUGGAGCAAGUGGCGGGAGAGAGCAGCCAUAAAGAUGCAGGCACACUUCCGCGGCGCCAUGGCCCGGAAGCACUUUGCAGCUCGGAUGGCGCAGCACCGGCGCGACUGCGAGGCCGCCAAGGAGGCGCGGAAGCGUGCCUGGGUCGAACGCCAGGAGCGCUGGGUGCUGGAGGCAAAGCAGGCCCGUCGCAAGGCCUGGGAUGCAGAGGUGGCAGCCAUGCGCGAGCGCGUCGCGCUGAUGGACUUGGAGCGCCGGGAGCGUGAGCUGGCGGCCCUGAGGCUACAGUCGGCACUCCGAGGGCAGCUGGAGCGCCGCAAGCUGCGGAAGUCGGGCAAGCUCAUGGAGGAUCGCCUCAAAGCAGCGGCCGAGGCCGAGAAGAAGAAGCAGGAGGAGGCUGCUCAGCGGCGGCAGGAGGCAAUCCGCGAAGCCGAGGAGCGCAAGCGCCAGCAGGAGGUGCUCAAAGCCCAGGAAGCGAUUCGCGACCUCGAGUUUCGCUGGAAGACGUAUCAUGCCACGAAGAUCCAGUCCAUAGUCCGCGCUCGAAACGACCGCCGACGAGCAGCUGCCGAGAAAGCUAAGAAGGAGGCGGAGGCCAAUGAGCGGAGAGCUGCGGCGCGCAGGGAGGAGGAGCGAAGAAGGCGUUUGGAAGAGGAGAAGCGGGCACAAGAAGCACUCCGUGCUCAGCAGAUGGGCGUUGGUGCCAUGCGAAAGCUGCUGGCAGAGAUGGAGGACCGGCGACUGGGCCAGUACGUCAUCAAGCUGCAGGCACGUUGGCGAGGCCGCAUGGCUCGUAGGCGCUAUGCAGAGGUGAAGGAGAUCAUCAAGCGCGAGAAGCAGAAAGCUCGAGACCUGAAGCGCGCACGGCAUCUGGCGGAGUGGAAGGAGCAGAAGCGUCUUGAGGAGCUCCGGCGCAAGGAGAGGCGCCAGCGCGAGGUCUCUACGUUCUCGAAGCGGCUGCAUGAUGUCGAGUUCAUCCAGAAGACCCGCGCGGCGAGGCGGAUACAGGGCGCAUACCGAGUUCGACGUGCCAAGCUUCAGCUGCGGAAUCUCAAGCACGAGCGAGAAGAGAAGGAGUACUCCAAGCGUGCGGCCGUCAAGCUCAAAAUUGAGCGCGAGCGCCUACAGAAGCUCGAAGAGCAAAAGGCAAAGGAAGCCACCGCAAAGGCGAAGCUGCAGCGAGAGGUGCAGGGAUACCGGCACAAGGUCGACGCCAUGGAGUUUCGCGCGCAGGAGCAGGCGGCGAUCCGCAUCCAGGCCAUCAUGAAGGGAUCCGUGCAGCGACUUAGGUUCGCGACAGCCAAGAAGCUCGCGAAGGAGAGGUACGAUAUGGAGCAAUCCAAGGAGAAGCUGGACAAGAGGGUGGCUGAAGAGCUGAGGAGGCUGGAAGAGCAGCGAAAGGCCACCCAGUUGAAGCUGGAGGAAGAGCAGCGCAAGAUGGAGGAGAAGUACAGGAUCGAGCGCGAGAGGGCGGACCAAAAGAAGGAGGAGGAGAAGGCGAAGUUGGAGAAGAAGCUGGAGAAGGAAACCGAGCGCCUGGAAAAGGAGCGAGUCAAGAUGGAGGAAGCAAUACAGAGGGAGCGUGAGAAGCUCGAACAGGAGCGCGAGGCGCUGAUGGAGCAGAUGGACGGUGCUCUGCCCACCGGGUCAGGAAGCAGAGGGCCCACCAUGCCCUACAAGUCCGCGGUGAAGGCGUCCAUGGAGAUGCGCAAGGAGGAGCACAUCCUGGCAAAGGAGCGACAGUUGGAAGCGACCUUGAAAAAGUUGGCGGAAAGUCAGGAGGCAGCUGCGGUGGCCGCCGCCAGCGCCGCUCCCGCGCCUGGUGCCUUGCUGGAGGAGGCGCGGCCUCCCAGCGUGGCGGCCUGCGUGGCAGCGCAGGCCAACAAGAUGCUGCACCCCGGGGCUACGGAGGCCACCAUGGCAUCCUUCACUUCCAAGCCGUCAGCGGAAGAGGCUCGCCGACACACGGCUCCGCCAACAGUGUUCCAGGCCGGUGACCAAUCACCGGGCCGGCCGUCUCCAGGGCUGUGUCAGGCGGCGCCUGCGUCCAUGGCACGUCCACAGGACCUGGCUCCGGCAUUGUCGAGGGUUCAGGCUCCGCUGGCACCUGUCCAGGCCUCGGCGCCUGAGGCUGCGUUCGCUGCCUACGCCAAGGCCGGCUUCGCCCCGGCAAUGGCUGCAGCACAGGCUCCCUUCCUUCCUGCGCCCGCACCGGCGCCUUUCGCUUCUCCCGUUCGGGAGGGAGCUGCAGGCCAGUUUCCGCCCGCAGUCACGCCCACCUUGCCAGCGGCGGCCCUGCAGCAGCCGCCGGAGGCUCUUUUUGAUCAGCUCGACCGAAACCGGGACGGCGUGCUUUCACGGGAGGAGUUCCUCCGCAUCCAGGAGGUGACAUCUCCGAGAGAUCAGCGGGCGGAGGACGCCCUGCUUUGGCAGUCUCCCUCCGAGGUGGCGAGUCCGACGGGCUUGUUCACCUUCGAGGACUUUCACACGCGCCUCAACUCUGGCUUGAUGACCGAGGAGGCCCUGGUGGCGGAGAUCGACCGCAGGCAGCUGGAGCUACAGGGCCUCCACCAACAGCUGGCGCAGCAGGCCGCCGAAGAGGAGAAGCUGAGGCAGCAGGUGUCCCAACCUGGCCGGACGCUGACCUGCCGGCAGUGUGAUGAGCGAACUUCCAGCUUGAAGUUGCUGUUUCGCUCUUUGGCCAUUGUCACCGACAUGGCGGUGCAGCUCCAUCUGCCGCCCAUGGAAAAUGUGGAUUACCUGGUUGAUCCCAGCGAGCCACCUCUGCCCGUGAUCCAUGACUACCUCCUUCAGCUGGCAGAUGUAGCACAGAGUUGCGGAGAGGUCGAUCAAAGAUUUGGUCAGCUGGCUGCCUACUCCAAGCAGAAAGCCGCCAUGAUCCAGGCGCACCUCGCAUCAACUCCACCGCCUGUCGAGGAGCUCAUGGCUGCAGCCCCAUCGGCGGACGCGGAGGCAUUGGCUGUUGAAGCCCCGCAUCUGCCGAUGCAGGCACCCAGCGCAGCGGCACCUGCAGCUGCGAAGGCCGCUGGUUCAGCCGCCGAGCCGCUGGCAGCCGCCAAGCCCCGCUGGCGCCCGCAGCCCAGGCGCCAGAGGAUCCUGCAGGUGGUGUGA